AUGUUGAAACAAUUGGAAUUGAAAAAAGAGUUGUGUUCUUUAGAAUUAUCACAGGCGAAGGCGAAACGUGAUGUUUUAGAGGCUAGUUUAAAUCUACCAUUUCAUGAGUCUGCAGUAGAUUCUAAACCCUGUAAGUCAUUAAUUAAACUUCCACCUUUUGACGAGUCCAUUGAUGAAAUGGACGCUUACAUAAACAGAUUUGAGAGAUUUGCACAGGCUCAGGGUUGGCAAAGGUUACCAGCUGAUAAGAAAAAUGAAUAUGAGGCUUUAAGAGAUUCGUUAUUGAAAAGUUAUAAUUUGACUGAAGAGGGAUUUCAUAAUCGUUUUCGUAAUUCAAAACCGAUAUUUAAGGAAAUUCCACAGCAGUUUAUAGCUCGUUUAGAAGGCUAUUUCAAUAGAUGGAUAGAAUUAUCCCAGACUUGUAAAAAUUAUGAUGCUUUAAAGGAUCUUCUUUUACGGGAACAAUUUCUAGUUUGUUGUUCACUGUAUAUGACAGUUUUUCUAAAGGAACGAGUCCCCAAAACAGUGGAUGAAUUGAUCAAACUAACAGAUCAGUAUCUGUCAACACAGGCAUCGGCUAUUAAAAGUUCUGUGGGUGAAAGAAGAAAAUGUGUUAUGUUUGAAGCUUUGUGUAUGACUAAUCCUGUUUGUGACUUAAUUUUAGGUAACAUAUCGGGUGUAAAAGAUCCAUUUUCGGGUGAUUUAUUACAGGCUGUGGAAACUCAUUCCGGCAAAUCCAAGCAAAACCCUAAACCUCUGCGAGUUUCAGAUCUUGGCAAUGAAAAUGUAUCAAAAGAGCAACUGAAAGAAGCUCAGCAAAUAGAUGACUUGUUAAAAGAGGUAAGAGAAAAAUUGGCAAAAGAGGAAAAGGAUAAUCGAGGAGGAUUGAUAUAUAGAUGCUUUACGUCCCCGGAGAUAGAGAAUGGAAGGUUAUUUCAGUAG
Lottia gigantea (owl limpet) is the source of this 942-nucleotide messenger RNA. RefSeq lists its product as hypothetical. The transcript has 4 exons. The coding region runs from base 1 to 942 and encodes 313 amino acids. Lineage: Eukaryota; Metazoa; Mollusca; Gastropoda; Lottiidae. The record is from RefSeq and is a predicted model, not a curated record.